This is a messenger RNA of Metschnikowia bicuspidata var. bicuspidata NRRL YB-4993, 1575 nucleotides long. RefSeq lists its product as uncharacterized. NCBI's taxonomy places the organism in Eukaryota, Fungi, Ascomycota, Pichiomycetes, Serinales, Metschnikowiaceae. Gene Ontology annotation, molecular function: oxidoreductase activity, acting on paired donors, with incorporation or reduction of molecular oxygen; iron ion binding; heme binding. The transcript is spliced from 3 exons. Bases 1 to 1575 code for a protein of 524 amino acids. The record is from RefSeq and is a predicted model, not a curated record.
AUGGAAAGAUCAAUCCACAAAUCGCAGUCACAUAUUCAUGGUGGUUUUCUAAUUCCCGGAUAUCCUCUUGUGGGCAACACCUUCCAGGUGUUGAACAAUCCGAGCAAAACAUUUAUGGACUGGUGCACGAAAUAUAAACACAACACUUUUGUCAUACACCUAGGUUCCAUCCCAGUAGUUAUUGUCAACAGCCGCAAAGACAUAGAAUACAUAUGGAGCCAUCAUCCAACAUCUCUUAAUUCCAGGCCGGCUCUGCACACCUUCCAUCAUCUUAUAUCAGCCACACAGGGCCCCACUAUUGGCACCACUCCAGCAGGGGCUUCGUUCAGAAGAAAGAGAAAAUUCUUAUCCCUGUGCCUCUCUGCACAAAGUCUUUCUACUGAAAAUUAUGUUUCUGCGAUUGAGAAAUGUUCGGAAUACGUGAUCGGGAAUUUGUUGACUUUAAGUGAGUCUGCGCAUGUUCCAUUCCCAGAUGUAUCUUUAUUGCGUGAUUUUCAGUGCUACGUCUUACGUUGCGCCAUCAUGUUAACAUAUGGUAUUUGCUUAGAUACUCAAGGUAAGGACAAUUUUUUGGCAGACAAAAUUAUCCAGACAGAGAACCAUAUAAUUAACUUCAGGUCCUAUAUAUCAAACUAUCAGGAUUAUCUCCCAAUCUUGAGACUGUGUCCUUUCAGUAAUUUUUUCCAAAGCGAAGCAAGAAUUUGGAAAUCAGAAAGAGAUGAGUACAUCAAUUACUUUCAGAGCGAGUUUGAAAAAGGAUUGCAAAACAACAAUCUGUCUCAGUCAGAUUCCAUUCUCGCUAAAAUAUUGAGUCAGAGGUCUAAUGCAAAAACUUUAACCCAUCAAGAGGCUCGCAGCAUAUGUUUGACGAUGAUCAGUGCCGGUCUUGAUAAUUUAGGAUACACUAUGAACUAUAUCAUCGGCCAAUUUUCAAGCUCAAGGCGGGGAUACCGAAUGCAAGAAAAGCUAUUUCACGAGCUUCUUGCCAAAAGUGACAAUAACAUUAUACAAGCUUGGAAUGACUCGGUCCUUAAAAUUGACUGUGAUCUAGCACUUGCAAUCAUACAAGAAGCCUUGCGGAACUUUUCCGUCCUACCUUUGGGAUUACCUAGACUCAAGACAAAACCGCUUCGGCUAGGAAAUCUCACCAUACCAAAAGACACCGUACUCUUUAUGAAUGUCUUCUCUGCCAAUCAUGAUCCGCAAUACUUCUCUUCUCCUAAUUACUUCAAUCCACAAAGAUGGCUAGAUGAAGAAGGAAAACUCAAGGGCAGAGACUCAGUGACGCACUACACUUUCGGUCUUGGUUCAAGGAAAUGCGCCGGUGAUCAGCUUUCACUAAGGGAAAUGUACUCACUAUUGUGCAGAAUUGUACUUACAUUUCAUAUUGGAAAGCCAAGGAACAAAAAGUGGAAUAUGGAGCCCGAUGCAUUUCGGUCCAACUUAAACCCAGCAGCAACAUCGAUCGAACCAAAGGAAUUUCGUAUUUCGUUAAGAACUCGGCAAAGUGAAGGGCUUGACGAGCUUCAUCUCUUUUGUGGAUGCAAGGAAAAACCCCAGAAUAAAUCCCACUGA